AUGGUGAGAGACACUGCGGCAUACGGGUUCGUGGCUCGAGCUCUGGAGCUUCUCAUCGAAAAGGAAUACGGGCCCGAGACCUGGGAUGAAAUCAAGAAAGAGUGCAAUCUCUCGGAAGAGGAGCUUCUUUCGAGAAUCGUUUACGAUGACUCGGUUCUCUUCGAGCUCUUCUCGACCACCGCGCGGAUAGUAGGAACGAACGAGACAGUUCUAUUGGAGAGAUUCGGGGAAUACUUUUUUGAAUACUGUCAGACUCAUGCCGGCUACGGACAAAUUUUGCGAGUACUGGGUUCAGAUCUCGAGACCUUCCUGCAAUCCAUCGAUUCUCUGCACAUCCAUCUAUUGACCUUCUAUCCCGCGAUGAAAACCCCGAACUUCACUUGUGAACGAGAAAACGACGGAAGCCUGAUACUGCACUAUUACUCGUACCGGAGAGGUCUCGAAUGGAUGGUGGUCGGUGCCAUAAGAGCGGUCGCCCUGCGUCUCUUCUCUGAAGUUGUGGCGAUUAAGAUACUCUCCUCAGAGGAUUACGGUCAAGAAGGACAGCACACACAAUUGCGCAUAACCAAGAGUGCCGAGACCAUAGAGAAGGAGGAAGCGGCCGAAAAGUUCAGAUUCCCAGAAGAGAAAAGGAUCUCUCCUGCGACCUUCUGCAGAGCAUUCCCAUUCCAUGUGAUUUUCGACAAGGAAAUGACUGUGAUUCAAGCAGGGACAUCCAUAACGCGCAUACUGCCGAAUAUGCUCCAAGAUUCGCUGUGUAAUUUUAUGGAGCUCAUCCAGCCUCAGAUGGCGUUGACUUUCGAAAACGUCCUUCAGCACACGAACACUGUAUUUGUACUCAGGACCAAGGGCCCCGACUCAUCUAGAUUCGCGACCAGGAUGAUCCUCAAAGGGCAAAUGUCUCCAAGCGGGGAAGGAGAAACCAUUCUAUUCCUGUGUUCCCCUUCAGUGUUCAAUCUCGAUGAUCUCAACAGACGAGGUCUCUAUAUCAGCGAUAUUCCUGUGCAUGAUGCCACCAGAGAUUUAGUUCUCCUCUCUGAACAGUUCGAAGCCGAGUACAAACUCACCAAAAAUCUCGAAGUACUCACCGACAAGCUCCAGCAGACGUACAGCGAGCUCGAAGACGAGAAGAAGAAAACCGAUAGGUUACUGUACUCUAUUCUGCCACCCUCUGUCGCAAACGAACUUCGUCACCACAGACCGGUCCCGGCGAAGAAAUACGAGCAGGUUACGAUCCUCUUCAGCGGAGUUGUCGGUUUCACGGAUUACUGCAAGCGUAAUGCUGAUUCACAGGGUGCGAUGAAGAUCGUCAAGCUACUGAACGAUAUAUACACGACGUUUGAUGUUCUGACCGACCCGAGAACAAACCCAGAUGUGUACAAGGUGGAAACCAUCGGCGACAAAUACAUGGCUGUUUCGGGACUCCCUGAUCCCUGCGAGUGUCACGCGAAGCGAAUCGCUCAGCUGGCUUUGGAUCUGCAAGAUCUCUCGAAAAAAAUAACGAUCGAUACUGACCAUGCAAUGGAAAUAACCAUCGGCGUACACUGUGGUGAGGUCGUGGCCGGAGUGAUAGGCAAGAAGAUGCCUCGCUACUGCUUGUUCGGGAAUAGCGUAAACCUUGCCAGUAGGACAGAGACCACCGGCGAGAAGGGGCAAAUAAAUAUAUCAGAACAAGUUUACGAUCUGCUUCAGAACGGUAUCAACUCAGACGAGGAUUUCUCAUUCCGCUAUCGAGGGCCGGUGCCUAUGAAAGGCAUGAAGGACAGAAUGAAAGUUUGGAUCCUGUCUCGGAGACCUCGAGGAUCUCCCAACUCACUCCAGGUUCCUUGAGGAUCAUGAACGAGCAUACGAGAUACGAGGAAUCACGCUCGAAGUGAAAAUAUAAUCAAUGGAGCGAGCUCGCAAUGUAUCCAUAUCACAUGCAUAUCUUCGUUGGGAAUUUACAGCGUCAGGAUGGCGCGGCAUCGCUGUCGGCUUUGGGGUCCGGAGCCUCAAGAUCAGCCGGCUCCGGAUUUCCGAGCUGAAAGCGGGUGACAAUCCACCAAAACCCCGUUCGGGGUAAUGUGUUACAGAUGUGACUGCAUUUGAAUACUCUUAGAGGAUACAUUGAAGGAUCGGCUCCGCACGACCUCGCAG
Molecule: messenger RNA, 2136 nt
Organism: Galendromus occidentalis (western predatory mite)
Lineage: Eukaryota; Metazoa; Arthropoda; Arachnida; Mesostigmata; Phytoseiidae
Gene: Gycbeta100B
Product: guanylate cyclase soluble subunit beta-1-like
Exons: 11
Coding region: 1-1830 (609 amino acids)
Biological process (GO): response to oxygen levels; cGMP biosynthetic process
Cellular component (GO): guanylate cyclase complex, soluble
Molecular function (GO): heme binding; guanylate cyclase activity
Source: RefSeq, a predicted model, not a curated record